Molecule: messenger RNA, 3439 nt
Organism: Magnolia sinica
Lineage: Eukaryota; Viridiplantae; Streptophyta; Magnoliopsida; Magnoliales; Magnoliaceae
Product: DNA repair protein RAD5B
Exons: 18
Coding region: 20-3229 (1069 amino acids)
Molecular function (GO): ATP-dependent chromatin remodeler activity; ATP binding; zinc ion binding
Source: RefSeq, a predicted model, not a curated record
CUCUCCCUCUGUUUCUACAAUGGCAGAGACAACAACAGCAGAAGACGCGGAGAUGAUUGAAAAGGUCCGAUUAGUUCUUGGGCCCGACCCCCUCGAUUCUGAUAUUCUCCGAGCGCUUUCGCUUGUCGAAAACAACCCAAAUGCCGCCAUCAACAUCAUCCUCGACACACCUGGUUUUCUCAGAGGAUCAGUGACUGUGAAGCGGACUUCCGGUGGUUCUGGCGCACGCAUCUAUACCGAAUUAAAGCGAGAGAUGCCUGAAGUUCCUGGAGAAAUGGAGGAGAAAUCUGAUUCAAAUUUUGAGAGUUUGGCGGUUUCAGAUCGAUUCCAGCCAUUGAUCACUAAAAAGGGUCAAUCCGACAUCUGCAAUGUUGAUUUGAUCGAUUUGGAAAAUACCCAUUUCACUCCAUACCUUAAUCCUCUCCCGAUUUCUUCAAAAAAGCCAAGUAUGAAUACAGAUAGGCGCAUUCAAGUGUAUUCGGAGUUGAAUCAGGUGGAAAAUGGGGAAUUUUCAGAAGAGCCGGAUUGGUUUCUAUUGGGAAGGACGAAUGUGGUUGGGCUAUCGACGUGCCGAGGGAGAAAGCUGGAGUUUUAUGAAAUUGUUCAUUUCUCGUUUCCUUCUGUGGAUGUUCGAAGGCAGUAUAGCGGACAGUGGGUCAGUGCAAAAGCAGCGGUGGCGAGAUCGGAGAUUGUUCGGUUCUCGACCAAACGAUCAGGAGAGAUUGGGAGGCUACCUUCGGAGUGGACAAGAUGCCUAAUCCCCCUUGUAAAUUCGUCAAAGGUAAAGGUCUGUGGUCGAUGCAUGUCUUCACCAUUAGAUCUCUCUUUGAUGCAAGAAAUCGUGUUAUGUAUCAGCCUUUAUAUCCACAGUUCGGUUUUCACGAAGGGUGACAUGUCCUCGUGGAAGUUGGUUGCUCCAUCGCAUGUGGAAUCUACUGUCCAUCCACUUCCAACUCUGUUCAAAUUGCUUAAGAUGAAACCCUUUAAGAAGGCUGACUUCACUCCAGAGGAGCUUAAUACUCGGAAACGUUCGAUAAAUCUCAAAGAUGAUUCAGAGGAAAGUUCACCAAUGCCAUCUCUUGUGAAGCGUAGAAAAGGAAACUAUGAACAAGAAAGAGGAGAGCAAAUUGUCUCAGAGUCAUGUCUGACUAAGCUUGUUGGCGCUGCAGAAGUUUACAAUCUGGAGGAAAUGGAUCCUCCUCAAACUCUCAUGUGUGAUCUGCGGCCAUACCAGAAGCAAGCGCUCUACUGGAUGUCGGAAUUGGAGAAGGGAAUUGAUGUUGAACAAGCAGCAAAGACUCUUCAUCCAUGUUGGGAAGGUUACCGUAUUAAAGACAAGAGAGCUUCUGCAGUUUAUCUGAACGUUUUCUCGGGGGAGACUACUACUCAAUUUCCCAGUGCUACUCAGAUGGCCAGAGGAGGAAUUUUAGCAGACGCAAUGGGUCUUGGAAAGACUGUAAUGACUAUUGCAUUAAUACUUGGAAAACCAGUUAGGGAGAGUCUAGAUGACCAACAAGUUGAAGAACAAAAUCAGGAUUGUGACAACAAGAAAGCAAAGAAUGGUCAGAAAGAUCCUCAAACCAAAAGCCUGCCCACAGUUAAAGGAGGAACUCUUGUUGUCUGUCCAAUGGCAUUGUUAGGCCAGUGGAAGGAUGAACUCGAAGCCCAUUCAGCACCAGGGGCACUUUCAGUAUUUGUGUACUAUAGUGGAGACAGAACUAAUGAUCCCACUGUAAUUUCAAAGCAUGAUGUGGUCUUAACAACAUAUGGAGUCUUAUCUUCAUCUUAUAAAUGUGACUUUGGAAAGGACAGCAUUUUUUAUAAGGUAGAAUGGUUUAGGGUUGUAUUAGAUGAAGCACACACCAUUAAAUCAUCAAGGUCCCAAGUGGCUCAGGCCACAUUUGCACUUGCCUCACAUUGUCGGUGGUGUCUUACUGGUACCCCUCUUCAGAAUAAUCUGGAAGACCUCUACAGCCUUUUGUGCUUCUUACAUGUCGAACCAUGGUGCAACUGGGCCUGGUGGCAAAAAUUGAUUCAAAAGCCUUAUGAGAGUGGCGAUGAGAGAGGAUUGAGAUUGAUUAAGGCCAUCCUAAGGCCAUUGAUGCUGAGGAGAACAAAGGAAUCUACAGAUAAAGAAGGAAGGCCUAUACUUGUUCUCCCUCCUGUUGACAUCCACCUUGUGGAGUGUGAACAAUCUGAAGCUGAACGUGAUUUCUAUGAUGCCCUCUUCAAGAAAUCCAAGGUCAGGUUUGAUCAGUUUGUGGCGCAAGGCAAAGUUCUUCAUAACUAUGCUUCCAUUCUCGAACUGCUUCUUCGAUUAAGACAGUGUUGUAACCACCCUUUCCUUGUUAUGAGUCGAGGAGAUACACAAGAAUACUCAGACUUGAACAAGCUUGCUAGGCUCUUCCUCGAAGGACAUCCUUCAAAAUCCACCGACCCAAUUUCGUCAGCUCCUACCCGAGCAUACAUUGAAGAGGUUGUCGAGGGGAUCCGUCGAGGAGACAUCACUGAGUGCCCAAUCUGCCUAGAAUCUCCGGAUGAUCCUGUGCUCACUCCAUGUGCGCACCGGAUGUGCAGGGAGUGCCUACUCUCAAGCUGGCGGACCCCAUCAAGCGGGCUCUGUCCUAUGUGUAGAAUGCUACUGGUCAAGGCUGAUCUCAUUACGUGCCCAUCGGAGAACAGGUUCCGUGUUGAUGUGAAGGAGAACUGGAAGGAGUCAUCUAAGGUGUCAAAGCUACUCAGUUGUUUGGAGAUGAUCCAACAAUCAGGAUCUGGGGAAAAGAGCAUCAUCUUUAGCCAGUGGACAUCGUUUUUGGAUCUACUGCAGGUGGCUCUGAAUAGGAAGGGAAUUGGUUUCUUGAGGUAUGAUGGAAAGCUGGGGCAGAAGCAGAGGGAAAUAGUGUUGAAGGAGUUCAGUGAUACAAAAGAAAAAAUGGUGUUGUUGAUGUCUUUGAAGGCUGGAGGUGUAGGCUUGAAUCUGACUGCAGCCUCCAAUGUGUUUUUAAUGGAUCCGUGGUGGAAUCCAGCGGUUGAGGAGCAAGCAAUCAUGCGAAUUCACCGUAUUGGUCAGAAACGAAAGGUGUGCGUUAGGCGAUUCAUAGUCAAGGACACGGUUGAGGAGCGCAUGCAACAGGUUCAAGCAAGGAAGCAACGGAUGAUUGAAGGUGCUCUCACAGAUGAGGAAGUGAGAACUUCUCGAAUUGAAGAGCUGAAAAUGCUAUUUAGAUGAUUUUUUCUUUUUUUCUUUUUCAUGUUUUCCUAAGAUAUAUAGGAAGAGAAUUAUACAGUAUGUUUUUGUAUAGCAUGGGUCUUCUUUUGUAAGUUUUUGUUUAUGUUAAUCUUUUGUCUCAGCAUAGUGGGCUGUUUUUCAUUACAGAUGAAUGUAAAAUCUUUGAGGUUCUACUUUAAGGAUAAACCAAUUUAAACUGUCUAACAUCUC